AUGGCCGCCAUACAGCAACUGCGAAUAGCCUCAGUUUUCUCUUCCCUCUUUCCGAGAAUAGCCUCGAGCAGCUUCAACUCCUCUUUCCGAUUGACUGCCAUCUACACACAACAAGCGCAAAAAUCGCCACUGCCGUUGUUACCCGAGCUCGCUAUCGCCAUCCCCGCUGCCAUCUCAAGAAUACCCGAGCUGUUAGGUGAUAUAUGGGAAGGGAUACUCCGAGCAGUGCCCAAGAAAAAGACAUCACAUAUGAAGAAGAGACAUAGGCAGUUGGCAGGCAAGGCUUUGAAGGAUGUUACAUCACUUAACAGGUGUCCAGCUUGUGGGAAGGUAAAGAAGAUGCACACACUAUGCCCCAGUUGCAUGGCUCAUCUUGGAGCUGGACCAUCAUCAACCCCACCACUCCCUCUAUACAACAGCUUCAAGGAAAUCCACACCUAUGGGUCGGUAGCAAUCAUGUCGAAGCAGUAUCUCACGACACAUACCAUCGACAAUGCACAUAUAACCGACAUAUUUUCUCUUGCGGCUACUCCUACAGCCCUCCUAUCCGCUAGCGGCUCUUCAACGAUACAUAUACACGCCACCACACAACCUAACAUCCCUCUUGGCCAAUCUCUCACGGGCGCACACAAGCUCGGCUGUCACCACAUCGCCGUUUCUAAGGAUGGGAAGAUCGCAGCUUCGGCAGGGUUUGGCGGCGAAGCAAAAAUAUGGAAACUUGCUGAGUCGGGUAGUGACUGGGAACCGUAUGGGGAAUUAGAUACCGCUAAGGGUUCAAGCAAAGGGGUCGGUGAGGUGUGGGCUAUCGCACUCAGCGAAAACGGCCAGUACCUGGCUUCUACUACCUAUGAUGGGCGGGUCAAUGUCUGGGAUCUCUUAGGUGAUAGGUCGGAAAGAUUACGAGAGUAUGAAACUGGCAACUCUGGUUCCGGUUCCUUUGGCCUUUGCGUAGACCUGAGUCCCGAUGGCAAGUACACGGCGUCUGGUCAUCAAAAUGGUGCUGUCUAUGUUUUCAACAAUGACACAGGCCGGUUGCAGUACUCGCUUCCCGGACUUGUCAAGCCAAUCCGAACCGUGGCCUUCUCGCCAGCCGGAACGCGACUAGCUGCCGCCGGCGAUGCAGGUGUCAUUGCUGUUUACGACACUAAACAUGGUGAACACGUUGGUAAUUUGACUGGCCACACGGCGUGGAUCACUUCUAUUGACUGGAGUGAUACGGGCGAGUACUUACUCAGUGGCGCCUUUGAUGGCAAAGUAAAGGUGUGGUCAAUUGACAGAGGCGUAUGUGUAGCGACACACAGCGAGACAGAGAAGGCUAUCUGGGCCGUCAAGUGGUUACCUAAAACGGGACGCAACGAGAUGUUCUGCAUAGCCGGUGCCAACAGAAGCCUGACCUUCUAUCGUGAGGCGACUGGGAUAUAGAAGAGUCAUUACAUCUACCCAUCUAGAUUUGAUGAAGUCACUUGCUUAUCUGGCGUUCAGAGAUGGGAAUGGGAAAACGGGAUGCUUUUGUUUUACAGAAUCAUUUGC
This is a messenger RNA of Annulohypoxylon maeteangense, 1530 nucleotides long. Its product is annotated as putative meiotic recombination protein Ski8/Rec14. Gene Ontology annotation, cellular component: Cdc73/Paf1 complex; large ribosomal subunit. The record is from RefSeq and is a predicted model, not a curated record. Gene Ontology annotation, biological process: translation. Lineage: Eukaryota; Fungi; Ascomycota; Sordariomycetes; Xylariales; Hypoxylaceae. The transcript has 6 exons. Gene Ontology annotation, molecular function: structural constituent of ribosome; protein binding. Bases 1 to 1422 code for a protein of 473 amino acids.